Molecule: messenger RNA, 912 nt
Organism: Desarmillaria tabescens
Lineage: Eukaryota; Fungi; Basidiomycota; Agaricomycetes; Agaricales; Physalacriaceae
Exons: 2
Coding region: 1-912 (303 amino acids)
Source: RefSeq, a predicted model, not a curated record
AUGGAGAACGGUUCAAAAGUCGAAGCCUCGCCUGUCGCUGCCGAGGAAGAGGAGAACGAUACUACAGUCCAACCAUAUCUUGAAUAUGUCAAUCCUGCAAAGUCGAGCAAGAGGUUCGGAUUACGAGGAUCUGCUCCUUACCGGAUUCCUAAAGGUAAAUCACACUCACAUGCUGAUGAAAUCGUUCUCAUCUUGGCCGUAUCAGGCAACGAUCCUUUCAACUACGAGGAAAAGUAUCCUGAAGAUGCGUAUUGUGAAGAGAUGGGACACAACGCCAGGGUAUUUCGGACGUACCUUGAUGAGCGUGCGAUCUAUGAUGCGAAUAUGGUUGAAGAGGCGAGAGACGGCGUCGAUGUCCUUCUCGUUUUCGCGGGUCUUUUCUCGGCUGUGGUUACAACAUUUGUAGUCCAAACAUCGCAAAGUCUACAAGCGGACUAUGCAGAGAUGUCUGCUAAUCUACUGUUCGAGAUGAUCAAUAUUCAGCGUGCUAUUGCCAGCGGCGCUUCCUUGGACACCGUUGCUGCUUCCCCUCUGAACCCCAACGUCACGUUUAUCGCUUCAACCACGAGCGUCUGGGUGAACGGUCUGUGGUUCACGAGUCUUGCACUCAGCCUCACGACAGCGCUCGUGUCGGUGCUGGUCAAGCAAUGGCUCCAUCAUUACAUCGCUUUACCCUCUGGAACACCCCGGGAGCGUAGCCUUCUGCGGCAGUUCCGAUUUGCGGGAUUGCAGAAGUGGCGUGUUCUCGUUAUCAUCGGGCUACUCCCCGUUCUAAUGCACACCGCCCUUGCGAUAUUCUUUGUUGGCCUCGUGAUCUUCCUUGGCCCAUUACGAGAUUCGCUUUCAUGGGUUAUUGGUGCGAUUACAGCCAUUGCGUAUACGGCCUACUUGAUGGCCCAUAUUUCCCCCUGA